UCAAAGUUCCCUUGCGUUUUCUCCUUCAAUUUUGUUUUUGUUUUGUAAUUCAUGGCUCUUUGAUCAUUUGGGUGCUGAUAAUAAUCUUUUUCUUUGUUUUGUUUCCGUUGGGUCUUGUGUUUAUGGUUCUUUUUCGGGUUCUGCUACAAUUCAGCGAUGAACAAAGUGCUUUUCUUUCUUGGGAGACUGAUAUUUAUCUGGAAAGCGAAAAACUUUGGUUCCGCAUGCAUGCGAUCACCCUUCUUUGUACACUCUUGAAACUGAUUUUUGUGUUGUUGUUGGUUACUGAUAUAUCUUAGAUUAGUGAAUUAUGCGAUUAUGUUUAGACCCAUUUCUUCAAAGUGGACUUCUUUUCUGGUAGUUUAUGCAAUCCAUCAACAUUAAUAUUAGUAUCUGAACUCAAUGUUGAAUCAAAGUUUGGUUGGUGUUUCCUUAAAAGGUUGGGAGGGUUUUAAUAUUUUCAGAAGAUGAAGAUUAAGAACUGUGAUAUAUUUCGUUGGCUAUGAUGAUCCACCAUGUGGAAAAUAUUUCAGUUUUUCUGUCCCAUAAAAGUUCAAAUUUAUUGAUGCAGGUAUUUGGAAAGUAGUUUUGAUUUGACUGUAGUCAUUACCAGCUUUACUGUAUUUGGCAAAUGGGUUCUGAAGGUCCAACAACACCCAUAACAACAAUUCAUGUGACAGGAUUUAAGAAAUUCCAUGGAGUUGCUGAGAAUCCGACCGAAACAAUUGUCAAUAAUUUGGCAGAGUACAUGAAUAAGAAGGGUUUGCCAAAGGGUUUAGUUAUUGGGAGCUGCAGCAUUCUUGAAACUGCUGGUCAAGGAGCACUUGUUUCACUGUACCAGAGAUUGCAAUCCGCUGUUAUUUCCAAGGAUUCUGAAUCUUCAAAUUCCAAUAGAACUAUUUGGCUGCAUUUUGGGGUUAACAGUGGUGCAACACGGUUUGCUAUAGAGAACCAGGCAGUCAAUGAGGCUAAUUUUCGAUGUCCGGAUGAAAUGGGUUGGAAGCCCCAGAAAGUCCCCAUUGUUCCUUCGGACGGUGGAAUUUCACGAACAAGGGAGACUUCACUCCCUGUAGUGGAGAUCACAAAAGCCUUGGCAGAAAAGGGGUACGAAGUUAUGGUAUCAGAUGAUGCAGGCAGGUUCGUGUGCAAUUACGUUUACUAUCACUCCCUUCGCUUUGCCGAGCAGAAUGGAAUCAAAUCCCUUUUCGUGCACGUGCCACUCUUCCUCAUAAUAAAUGAAGAGACUCAAAUGAAAUUCGUUGCUUCCUUGUUAGAGGUUCUUGCCUCUAAAUCUUAGAAGUAUCAUUUACAUUUGGACCCUCAAAAGUGGGUGUUCCUAUAUUCGUUCUGGUGUGAAAGUGGAUGAAUGUGUAUCUUGAAUGAGAUAUUUAUAAUAAAAAUAUUGUAUUUAAAUGGAACCACAUAUGUUUCUGAAUUAAGGUUCCCCUGUACUUUGUGAAGACAAUUUGAUUGAUACAUCUCCAAUGUUUACCUUGUGAAUAAAAUGUUCAUUUUCUUAC
Molecule: messenger RNA, 1520 nt
Organism: Vigna radiata var. radiata (mung bean)
Lineage: Eukaryota; Viridiplantae; Streptophyta; Magnoliopsida; Fabales; Fabaceae
Product: pyrrolidone-carboxylate peptidase
Exons: 4
Coding region: 632-1297 (221 amino acids)
Biological process (GO): proteolysis
Cellular component (GO): cytosol
Molecular function (GO): pyroglutamyl-peptidase activity
Source: RefSeq, a predicted model, not a curated record